Molecule: messenger RNA, 1826 nt
Organism: Gymnodraco acuticeps
Lineage: Eukaryota; Metazoa; Chordata; Actinopteri; Perciformes; Bathydraconidae
Product: E3 ubiquitin/ISG15 ligase TRIM25-like
Exons: 1
Coding region: 1-1644 (547 amino acids)
Molecular function (GO): protein binding; zinc ion binding
Source: RefSeq, a predicted model, not a curated record
AUGGCGCUGCAGCUAGACCAGGAGAAGCUCUGCUGCCCUGUUUGUCUGGAUCUACUGAAGGAUCCGGGGACUCUUCCCUGCGGACACAGCUUCUGCAUGAGCUGUAUUGAAAGCCACUGGGAUGGAGAGGAUCCGAAGACAAUCUACAGCUGCCCUCAGUGCAAACAGACCUUCACCCCGAGGCCUGUCCUGGGGAUAAGUACCAUGUUUGCUGAUUUACUGGAAGCGCUGAAGAAGACGGUUCCGGUUGAUUACUUUUAUGCCGCUCCCGGAGAUGUGGCCUGUGAUUUCUGCACUGGAAGAAAGCUGAAAGCCCUGAAGUCCUGUCUGGUGUGUCGGGUCGCUUACUGUGAGCUCCACCUUCAGCCUCACUAUGAAUCUCCUGCCUUUAAAACGCACCAGCUGAUUAAACCCUCCGAAAACCUGCAGGAGAAGUUUUGCUCCCGCCACGACGAGGUGAUGAAGAUUUUCUGCCGCACUGAUCAGCAAACCAUAUGUAUUUUGUGCUCCAUGGAUGACCAUAAGGACCAUGACACGGUCUCAGCUGCCGUAGAAAGGAAAGAGAAGAGGAGCGAAAUUGGGAUGAGUCUGCAGAAAAUCAAGCAAAGGAUCGAUGACAGAGAGAAGGACGUGAAGGCGCUUCAGCAGGAGAUGUUGGAAAUCAAUGCCUCUGCUGAUGAGGCAGUGAAGAACAGCGAGAUGAUUUUACAACAGCUUGUCAGUCUCAUUGAGAAAAAAGGCUCCGCUGUAAAGGAUGAAAUCAGAUCCCAGCAGAAAAUUGAAGUCAGCCGGGUCAAAGAGCUUCAGGAGAAGAUGGAGGAGGAGAUCGCUCAACUGAGGAGGAAGGACGCUGAGCUGGAGCAUCUGUCACACACCGAUGACCACAUCCUCUUUCUACAUAAAUACCCUUUGCUGUCGAAUCUCAGUGAAUCUGACUCACCCAGAUUCAAAAUCCAAUCCCUGAAACACUUUGAAGAUGUGGAAGUAGCUGUGACAGAGGCCCGCGAUAAACUACGAGACAUUCUCAACGAGGAAGGGCUGAAGAUCUCACUAAAAGUCAGCGAGGUAGAUGUCUUACUGCCACAACCAGAGCCCAAGACCAGAGACGAAUUCCUAAAAUACUCCCGUCAAAUCACACUGGAUCCCAACACUGUUAACACGGGGCUGUCGUUAUCUGAAGGGAACAGAAAAGCAACAGUUGUGAGAGAAAAGCAAUCAUAUCUCAGUCACCGAGACAGAUUUUCCGACUGUCUUCAGGUCCUGAGUAGAGAGAGUCUGACUGGACGUUGUUACUGGGAGGUGCAGAGAGGCAGUGGAGGCGUUUCAGUGUCCGUUUCAUACAAGGAUAUCAGCAGAACAGGGAGUGAAAGUGGAUUUGGAGACAAUGACAAGUCGUGGGCAUUAGGAUGCUUCGAUAUAAGUUAUAACUUCAGACAUAACAACAUCAGAACUGUGCUCUCAGGCCCUCAGUCCUCUACGAUAGGAGUUUACCUGGAUCACAAGGCAGGAGAACUGUCCUUCUACAGCGUCUCUGACACGAUGACUCUCCUCCACAGAGUCCAGAAAACAUUCACUCAGCCGCUUCAAGCUGGACUUUGGGUUUAUUGGGUUGGAGACACUGCUGAGUUGUGUGAGCUUAAGUAGACAGGAGCCAUUAGCCGCUUUCUUGUCCCCGGUACUUAGUCCCCCCGAACUCUUUAGUCAGAAAUUGUUAGUGUGACCGACACGAUCCAUUUCCUCCCCAGGAAAGUACCCAUACCUCUCUAGCAGGGACUAUCUGGGGGUGAAAAGGUUUGCGCGAACUAGGGACUAGUUCCAGAUCUUUU